Messenger RNA from Erigeron canadensis, 773 nucleotides. Its product is annotated as protein LURP-one-related 15-like. NCBI's taxonomy places the organism in Eukaryota, Viridiplantae, Streptophyta, Magnoliopsida, Asterales, Asteraceae. The record is from RefSeq and is a predicted model, not a curated record. The transcript is spliced from 3 exons. The coding region runs from base 94 to 768 and encodes 224 amino acids.
ACCAAAUGAAAAAUAUCCUCAUGUUCAUUAAGUUUUACGCCCUGUGGUGAUAAUCACAAUAUAUCAGGGCAGAUUAUCAUCAUAAUUAUCAAAAUGUCGAGCCCAUACUCGGCUAUGUCUAGCCCAUGCUAUUCGUCUGAUGACGAUUUAUCAAGAAAGGGAACCCCUGAUCGAGUGUUUAAAGAGCCAGAAUAUCCUGUGGUAAUUGUAGACCAGAAAUAUUGUGCAAAUUACCCUGUUCAAUUAGUAUUUGAGAAGAACCGUGAGGUGGAUGAUAAGUUUAAAAUAAGCGACGAUGAUGGAAAUGUUAUAUUUCGAGCCAGAAAAAAGAAGAGUGGUUGUCGGGUUAUGGUAGAUGAAUCAGACCAACCCGUCGUUUCCUUCACAACAAAACACAUCACUAUGCAUAGAAGACGUCAAGCUUACAAGGGAGAUCACAAUGAGCACCACAGACUCUUCACCGUUAAGAAGACAAGAGGUUAUAAAUCAUUGCGAUAUGAUGUUUACAUGUCAUCUAAUAUGACCGAAAGCACGUUCAAUUACAGAGUUUAUGACAAUUUUAAGGAUGGAACAUCCAUCAUAUUUGCACAAGACAAAACCACAGUUCUUGCUCAGUUGCAUACUCAAGUUACGCGACAGAAAACAGUGAAAACAGAAGACAAGUUUUCGGUUUCUGUUUCUCCAAAUGUAGAUAAAGCUUUUGUUUCAGCACUUCUUAUUAUUCGUGAAGAGGUUAGGAAGUCAAGAUACAAAGGGUAUGAAAGCUAAGGACA